CCUUGGGCAGACCAAGGUGGUCAAUAAUGAAUAAUAGUCAAGCGCUUCCGGCCUUGGGCUGCUUUCUUCUUUUCUUUUGUUUCUUCUUGUAUAAAAUAGAACCCACUUUUGCAUUAUCCGACAACGAAGCUUCUUAUAUCGCUCGUCGUCAGCUCUUAGCUCUCCCCGAAAAUGGUGAUCUCCCUGAUGGGUAUGAAUAUACAGUAAAAACAACCGAAACUUUCGAAAAUGAAAGGCUUAGGAGGGCUUUCAUCGCUCUUCAAGCCUGGAAAAAGGCUAUGUACUCCGACCCUUUGAACAUCACCAGGAACUGGUUUGGGUCCAAUGUUUGUAGCUACAAAGGUGUGUUCUGUGCUCCGGCAUUGGAUGAUUCCAAUUUGACGGUCGUUGCUGGUAUUGACCUUAACCAUGCCGACAUUGCUGGUUAUCUUCCAGUAGAGUUGGGGUUGAUGACCGACCUUGCAUUGAUCCAUUUAAAUUCCAACAGGUUUUGUGGUAUUAUCCCCAAGAGCUUUUCAAGGCUUACGCUCAUGUACGAAUUUGAUAUUAGCAACAACCGAUUUGUUGGCCCAUUCCCAGAAGUGGUAAUGACAUGGACGAGUGUUAAGUAUCUUGAUAUAAGAUACAAUAAUUUUGAAGGUUGUUUACCACCAGAGAUCUUUGAGAAGGAUUUGGAUGCAUUGUUUUUAAACAACAAUCGGUUCACUUGCUCAAUCCCUGAAACAAUUGGCACAUCUUUGGUCUCGGUGGUGACAUUUGCCAACAAUAAGUUCAAAGGGUGUAUUCCACGCAGCAUUGGGAAAAUGUGGAGAUUGAAUGAAAUUCUUUUCAUGAACAAUGACCUUGGUGGUUGUUUUCCACCAGAAAUUGGAUUGCUUGCCAAUGUCACUAUUUUCGAUGUUAGCUUCAACUCAUUUACCGGUAGUUUGCCUCAAAAUAUAUCGAGCCUGAAGAACAUUGACAUUUUGGAUAUUUCUCACAACAAGUUGACGGGUGCUGUGCCUGAAAAUGUUUGCAAGUUGCCAACCUUGUCUAAUUUCACCUUUUCUCACAACUAUUUCACUGAGGAGCCUAAAGGUUGUAUAUCGCCUGAAAGGAACAACAUCGUGUUGGAUGAUACUGGUAAUUGUGUGGCUGGUCGGAUAAACCAGAAGUUGGAUAAUGAAUGUCAAUCGGUGGUGAGUAAUCCGGUUGAUUGUAGCAAGGAUCAAUGUGUUGCAGGGCCUUCACCUCCUAAGCCUAACCCACCAAAGCCACAGGUUCAAGCUCCUCCAAUGCCGAAGCCACCAGUUCAAUCUCCACCACCACUUGCCCAUUCACCACCACCACCUUUACACUCACCAGAACCACCAAUCCAUUCUCCACCACCGCCUGUCUACUCUCCACCUCCACCAGCACGAUCCCCACCUCCUCCUGUUGUUAAACUUGCACCACCUCCCAAAGUGGAUAUUGUCCUCCCACCAAACAUUGGAUUCCAAUACUCGUCACCACCUCCACCAAUAUUUCCAGGCUACUAAAUAGUAGUAUAGCCUUAAUGCAUUUCUAUUGUAUGUUCUGCCUCUUGGGUAUAGAAGCAAAU
This is a messenger RNA of Hibiscus syriacus, 1579 nucleotides long. RefSeq names its product pollen-specific leucine-rich repeat extensin-like protein 4. The transcript is spliced from 2 exons. Lineage: Eukaryota; Viridiplantae; Streptophyta; Magnoliopsida; Malvales; Malvaceae. The coding region runs from base 27 to 1517 and encodes 496 amino acids. The record is from RefSeq and is a predicted model, not a curated record. Gene Ontology annotation, molecular function: protein binding.